CGGAAGUCAGUGUCGGAUCUCGCCUCGGAUUGACAACAUAAACAGGAGUGAAAGUGAAGCGACAUGGACCGUUAGAUUCUCUCGGUCAGGCGGCAGGAUGGAGGAGAUGGAGGAGGACGCGCCGGAGCGGAUUGAGGAUGAAAAUCAUAACUGUGGCGCGGAGGGUGUGAGUGUGAGCUCACCUGCGCAGGUGUGUGUGGAUUCAGACUCCAGCAGCGACACCUGUGAGUCCGACAGCUCGGCCUCAUCUGCGGCUAACGGCGCCGCGCUGCUCUUCAGCUCGACCUCCAAGUUCUUCUUGAACGCGAUGACCGCAGAAGAAUACAGGACGGUUUACUGGCCAAAACUAGAGAGAGCCAUUGAACAUCUGCUCACUCAAAGCCCGAUGGAGCACAUCUCAAUCUCAUAUGAACAGAUCUACAGUCAUGUUUAUAAGUGUGUGUGCCAACAGCACUCAGAGCUGCUCUACAAUGACCUGAUGUGGAAGAUCACGUCUCAUCUAGAACAAGUGUCUUCUGAGCUACAGGCCAGUCCACCAGAACAUUUAAUUGAAAACUUUAACCUGGCUCUGACGCAGUACACAGCCGCCCUGCACUGCAUCGUUCCCGUCUUCAUCUAUAUGAACAAGUUCUACAUUGAGACGAAGCUGAACCGAGACCUGCGGGACGAUCUCAUGAAGCUCUUCUCGGAUCACGUCGCAGAGAAACACGUCAGCACGCUACUGCCUCUUCUCAAAAAGGCUCAUUCCAUGCCAUUUCAAGUCAAACCAUCAACUAUGGCAAGUGUUGUGAAAGGCCUUUAUGCCCUCCGGCCAGACUGGGUUCCUCUUGCUCCGGCUCUGUUCUCUAGAUUCAUUCCUCAGAUCGAUGCUCCUGCUCUUGAGUCUCAGCUCCUGUAUUACGCGGCUCAAGAUAAAACACUGCAGAUGGAGCUUUCUCAGAACGGCUUCUCCAGGGGCGAUCAGUCGCGGAAGCGAGCGAGUGAAGAAUCGUGACAGUCAAGUGGAUUUUUACACGACUUCAGUGAGAAGACACAAACACGUCU
This is a messenger RNA of Sinocyclocheilus rhinocerous, 1044 nucleotides long. Its product is annotated as CDK2-associated and cullin domain-containing protein 1-like. Bases 98 to 994 code for a protein of 298 amino acids. Gene Ontology annotation, molecular function: protein kinase binding; ubiquitin protein ligase binding. The transcript is spliced from 9 exons. The record is from RefSeq and is a predicted model, not a curated record. NCBI's taxonomy places the organism in Eukaryota, Metazoa, Chordata, Actinopteri, Cypriniformes, Cyprinidae. Gene Ontology annotation, biological process: ubiquitin-dependent protein catabolic process; positive regulation of protein kinase activity; G1/S transition of mitotic cell cycle.